Molecule: messenger RNA, 6592 nt
Organism: Quercus lobata
Lineage: Eukaryota; Viridiplantae; Streptophyta; Magnoliopsida; Fagales; Fagaceae
Product: disease resistance protein RGA2-like
Exons: 12
Coding region: 82-3753 (1223 amino acids)
Molecular function (GO): ADP binding; protein binding
Source: RefSeq, a predicted model, not a curated record
CUAUUCUUUAUCGUCACAAUUCUUCUCUACUUCCCAAAUACUACCAGCAUAUUUGUGACUUACUUGAGUACCGAAGAAAUCAUGGCUGCUGAGGCUAUUGUUACUGAAUUUGCUAAGGGAAUACUAGGAAAUCUGUUAACACUGGUUACUGACCAGAUUGGCCUUGCUUGGGGCUUUGAGGAUGAGCUGAGACGGCUUCGCGAGAAUGUAGAGAUGGUUCAAGCUUUGCUGGCUGAUGCAGAGAAAAGGCAAGUGGAAGAAGAGAGCGUGAGGCUUUGGCUGCAGAGGCUUAAAGAUGUUGCUUAUGAUGCUGAUGACGUGCUAGAUGAGCAUGCUUACGAGCUUCUUCGGCGAAAGGUAGAGAUCCAAAACCAAAGGAAGAGAAAGGUAUGCUCCUCUUCAUUUUCAGAACCCACUGCAUUCAGUUUCAAGAUGGCCAACAAAGUUAAGACUAUUGCUGAUUCACUAAAAGAGAUUUAUGAUCGAGCAAUAAAUGAAAUUCGACUUAUUAGAGCCGAAUCAAUAAAUGCUAAUCUUGAUACUAUGCUAAACCGAGAGACAGACUGCUUUAUUGAUAAUUCAGAAGUUGUAGGAAGGAAAGAUCGUGUUUCAGAAAUAGUGAAGUUAGUGACAGAUACAACUAGUGAAAAGCUCUCAAUCAUUCCCAUAGUAGGAAUGGCGGGUUUGGGGAAAACAACUUUAGCAAAACUGGUCUACAAUCAUGAGUCAGUAAAGAGUUAUUUCAAUAAGAAAAUAUGGGUAUUUGUCUCCGAUGAUUUUGAUGAAAAAAAAAUUUUAAGAGGCAUUCUAGAAUCACUUACAGGUAACUCAAGUCUAUUAGAAACAAAGAAUGCAAUACUUGAAAAACUUAAAAAGGAGUUGGAGGGAGGAAGAUAUCUUCUAGUACUUGAUGAUGUAUGGAAUGAAGAGUCACUUAAAUGGGAUGCUUUAGUAAGUUGUUUGUUGGGAAUUACUUCAAAUAUUGGAAACAACAUUAUUGUAACGACCCGUAAAGACAAUGUGGCAAAUAUCACGGGGACACUUCCCCAGUGUCAGUUGGAAAUACUUUCAGACGUUGAAUGUUGGUCCAUAAUCAAGAAAAAAGUAUCUCUUAAUGAAAGAGUUCCACUAUCUCCAGAUUUGGAGGCUAUUGGAAUGGAUAUUGCCAAAAAAUGUGGGGGGGUUCCAUUAGCUGCAAAAGUCUUAGGAGGGAUGAUGUAUAAUAAAAAAGAGAAAAAUGAAUGGUUGGCAAUUCAAAAUAGUGAAGUUUGGAAAUCUCUACAUGAUAACAAUGAAAUGUUUCGGAUAUUAAAAUUGAGCUUUGAUCAUCUUCCAUCACCAUCUAUUAAACAAUGUUUUGCAUAUUGUUCAAUUUUUCCCAAAGAUUAUGUGAUUAACAAGGAAGAAUUAGUUCAGCUUUGGAUGGCUGAAGGGUUUCUUCAACCAGCUCAAGGAAGUAGUGUAGUAAUGGAGGAUAUUGGUAACAAGCAUUUUGAUAUCUUGUUAACAAAUUCCUUAUUUCAGGAUGUGGAAAAGGAUGAUUAUGAUAAUGUUAAGAGUUGUAAGAUGCAUGAUUUGGUACAUGAUCUUGCCCUCUCAAUUUCAAAAAUUGAAACUUUGGUUUUGGAGGAGGAUUCACAAGAUAAUAACAAUCAUGUACAGGAUGACAUCAAUCAUGUACGGCGUUUAUUAAUCCAAUAUGAUGGGGAAAUAGUACCAAAAAUUCCACUUUCAAAUGACCAUGUUCGGAGAAUGCGCACACUUAUUUCAAAAAAUGCUAUGUCUGUAAACAUAUUAUCAGAUUUUAAAUGCUUGCGUGUUCUAAAAUUAUCUGGGAAUCAGAUAACAGAGUUAUCAGACUCAAUUGGUUAUUUGGUACACUUGAGGCUUCUCCACAUCUCAAAUGCUUUUAUCAAAGCAUUACCAAACUCCAUCACCAAGCUCUACAAUUUGCAAACUUUAAGACUUGAAGGCUGCUAUUAUCUCAAAAAGCUUCCAGAAGAUCUAAAAAAAUUGGAUAACUUGAGGCAUAUUUAUAUUAAUGUUUAUGAUGAGAUCAAGCGAGCACCUAAAGAUAUGGGGAAUUUGAAUUGUCUACAAACUUUGUCAUGUUUCAUUGUGGGUCAAGAUGCAGGUGAGCAGAUCGAGGAAUUGGGAUGCUUGAAUCAACUUAGUGGAGAAUUAGACAUUACGCAUCUAGAGAAUGUGAGAGAUCAAGAAGAAGCUAGAAGUGCAAAUUUAGCAAUAAAGGCGAAAAUGAACCAGUUAAGAUUUCACUGGAGUCUUUAUGAAAAUAGAAAAGUCAACCAUUGUAAUGACGAAGAAGUGUUGGAAGGCCUCCGUCCUCAUCAAAAUUUGAAAUCCAUAAAAAUUUCUGGCUUUCUUGGAAAGAAAUUCCCAUCAUGGAUGUCGCUUUUUGACAAUUUGAUCCAGAUAAUUUUAUAUAGGUGCUACAAAUGUGAACAAGUUCCCACCCUCGGGCAUCUACCCCGCCUUAAGGCUCUAGAAAUAUUGGCAAUGGAUGACGUGACAUGUAUUGGAGUUGAGUUUUACGGCUCUAGUAAUAAUGUAUUGUUUCCGAAAUUAAGAACGCUCAAGUUUUGGUGUAUGAAGAAACUAGUGGAGUGGAAGGAUGCACCUCCAGCACGUGUAGUGUUUCCUUGUCUUGAGAAGUUGACCAUUCAAUAUUGUGAACAACUGAGGAGUGCCCCAAUAUGUCAUUUUCCGUCUCUACAGAAAUUAACGAUUUUUGCAGUCUACAACAACACGGCUUUGGAAAAGAUUAGCAGCAAUCUUACCACACUCAAGUCCGCCCAUAUUAUUUGUGCGUCAGGACUCACUUUUGUGCCAGAGCAACUUUUCUGUACUACUCUCCAAUCACUCGCUAUAGAAGAUUGUAAGGAUCUGAGUUAUAUACCGGACACCUCGCAACCCCUCAUUUUCCUCGAGGAGUUGAAAAUACGAUGUUGUCCUAAGCUGAAGUGUUUUCCACGUAUACAAGGUCGUCUACGCCGCUUGAGUAUAAAAGAGUGUGGUUUUGAAGAUCUAACUAAGCUACAAUUAUGUACGUCUCUCUCACAAUUGCAUGUAGAAGGUUGUCCUGCUCUGAAAUCACUUCCAGAUCUACGAGGAUGCCGUUCUCUUGCCCAAUUAAAGAUCCACCGGUGUCAUAAUCUCAAAUCACUUCCAGAUCUACAAGAAUGCCAUUCUCUUGCCCAAUUAGAUAUCUACGGGUGUCAUUAUCUCACAUCAAUUCCAGAUCUACAAGAAUGCCAUUCUCUUGCCCAAUUAGUGAUCUACUGGUGUGAUAAUCUCAAAUCAAUUCCACAUCUAGGAGAGUUGUGCUUUCUUACAAGAUUACAAAUUGAAGGUUGCGGCAACAUCACGUGUCUGCCAGAGGGGUCAUUACAAUGCUUGAAGAGUUUGGUGAUUGGUGGGUAUUGUGAGGAGCUGGAUGUUUUUCCCAGUCUCAAUUUCAUCCAACACUCUCAUACGACGCUCGAAAUUCUACACUUGAAAGGUUGGGCUAAACUCAACUCUCUCCCGGCCGAAAUUCAACAUUUCACUGCCCUUCAAACUCUGGUUAUCUUUCGUUUUGAUGGAAUAGAAACUCUACCUGAGUGGUUGGCCAACCUUUCUUCCCUUAAAGAACUAACUAUUUCGAGUUGCUCCAAGUUAAAGGAAAGAUAUGCAGAGCGGAGCGGGGCUGAGUGGUUGAAGAUUGCCCACAUUCCAAAUAUUCACAUAUAUUAGAGAAGCCGCUGAAUUUUCAGCAUCCCCAGUCACAGAAAAUGGCCCAACAUUGGCCGUGUUCCAAUUAUACAGAAGAAAUAAUGUGGUUAUUCCGUGGUUGUUAUGCAAAUGGGGAAAGAACUGAAAUGCAUUAAUGUGCAAAACAAGUUCAGGUGAAGGUAUCAUAUUUGGAUGAUCUUAACGCUUUGCUGGAUUGGUGGGGCAACUUUUCCUUUCAUGAAGAGCUGAAUUUUUGGGAACAAGAUGGCUAAUUUCUGGAGCAAAUUAUGGAAGAAGCGCAAUCCAUGCCAAUAGAGAUGCUCUCUGUUGUUAGCUAAGUGGAAGGUCUGCCAAAGUGGUUGGAAAUUUAAUAGAAUUUACUACCAUCUAAUGCUCACUUUACAAGAAAAGCUGAAUAUUUCGAACUGUUUGCUGCCAGAGUGGUUAAAUAGCUGGAUUUUGUAAUGCCAGGGUGUUAAUUUGAUUCCCAUCUUGUUGAAGUUAAUUAAAAUUUUUGCAAGAAGCCAGAACUUCUACCAGCACUGGAUGUGGUGGAAUGCCUCGUUAAUUUAAAGAUGCCAGUUAUUUUUCAAUGUUCCAAUAAAAGGUCACAUUUGAUCAAUAGGCUCUCAAUCUAUUUCAUUCCCUUCAAACAGCUGACAAAGGAUUUGAGCAAAGCGCUGUGAAAUUCUAUCAUUUGACUUUUCUUUAAAUGGCAUGUUUAAUUUCCCCAAGAAAGAGGAACAACCUGAGAUUCAAGUCAAAAGAGAGCAUCUUUUCAUUUUGUGUCUGAUAUCAAGUUCCAAAUUUUUGGUAAGCCAUCUUCGUUAUAACCUGUGAAAUUUCUGGUUGCUGGCCAAUUGGACUAUUAUUGUGUCUAUCUGCAAAUGUUUACAAGUUUACUCUGCGUGAUAGCUCUACUACCUUUGUCAACCAACAAAAUAUCAAGUGAGUCCAAGUUCUCCAGCUUUUACAUUCCAUCUCCUACGUACUUAGCAAUGGAUCUUUUCUAAUAAAAUGAAUUCCAGUAUGUCAUACACCCAUUGAAUCUUAUUUUUUUUCCUGGGUUAUGGUUGAUUAACCUAGGGACCUUUUUUUCAUCAACAUCUGAACUUUACUGCACUCUAUGGUAUAUAUCUGCCCAAAUAAUUCCCAAAUAAUUUCUUCUUCAUAUCUUUCUAGCUUCAAUUAAUGUCAGUUUUGUUCUUCUCUUCUUGUAAGCUUUUCCUUAAUGAAAGGGCCAAUUGUUUUGGAUGCUCCAAUUCAUGAACGUGUUGGAAGAACAGUUCUUAAUAGUAAGUAGAUAAGGGAAUGGCCACUCUCCCAAAAGAUUUUGAUGACUCCCCUAACCAAUUAGAAGAGGGCAAGAUCCAUGACAUACUCCAACAGUGUGGCAGGAUGGCAUAUUCCUGUUUCAAUUGGGCUGGUACAAUUACAAUGAACUUGCCACUUGAGAAGCUACACAUAUUCAUGAGUAUGGUGGCUUAUUAAAAGCUUUUUGAAUUUCUGCAUUUUGAUUCCCAACAGAUCUUCCACCUAUCAAAUCUUAUCCGGUUAUUGUGGCCUCACCUAGUACCCUUUGUUCUAGUGACUUCAACACUUCAAUGCUUGCUAAGCCUUCUGUUCUUGUCAAUCUUGUUGUCUUAACUAAGAGGCCAACCCGUUGGGUGCUCCAAUUCAUACAAGGGUUUGAAGGAUACUAGCCUACAGUGACUGGAUAAGUCUUCUCUUCUCAGCAGUCUUGCUGUCUUAACUAAGAGGAUAUGCUGCUUGGGCGAUCUAGUUCAUUCAAAAGUUCUAAAAGAACUAGCCUACACUGCAUGGUUGUAGCUCCUAUACACUAAAAGCCUCACCGUCGGUGAUAAGUUGAAACAUGGUCCUGAAGUUGUCUGAUUUGCUACAAUCUCAACUAAAUUUAAACUUCACUUGUCGGAAGCUGAUGUCAAUAGCUGAUGCUCACUCCUUAGUGCUGUUCUGCUCUUCAAUUCGUUGGGCUGAUAUCUUGGAAAACAUCAAAAGCUAAUGGCAAUUGCAUCUGAAUUUGAAUUGUGGUGGUCAGUAGAGGAAUCAUUGCUGCAUGUAUAUAAGACUCCAAUCUGGAAAAGUGGUAACCUCAUCUGCUGCAGCAAUAGAAUGAGUUCUCCAAGACCUGACUUAGAUACUAAAGCCUUGCAUAUGCAGUAGUACGCACUCAUCGUCUCGGCCCAACAUUUCUCAAGCUGUCAAUGUGGAACCUAGUCACUAUGUGCAAGAUUAGGAUAUGGUCAUUCUCAAGUUAAUUGAGAGAUGAAUCUGUUGGAAGACAUUUAGCUGGAUAUGUUGAUUCAGACUAUGCUGGAGAAGAUCUGGAUAAUCUUUGUUCUACUCUGAAGCUAGAGGUUGACCUCCGGUGAGUUGGAGGUCGAUACUGCAGUCAACUAUUGUAUUAUUAACCAGUGAAGUGGAAUACAUGGCUAUGAUUGAAGCUAUCAAGGAGGAUAUUUGGCCACACGGUUUGAUUGAGGACUUUGGGAAUCAUCAGGAGCAUGAUCUUGAAAAUUCAACAUAACUAGGAAAACUAUUUGACUUCGACAACUUUUAUAUAUACGUUGCUUUAACUAAAGAGAGGGCUGCAGUGCUGUGCAACGAUUAGAGAGUAGAAAAACUUCUCUUUAGGUGAAGCCUUAAAACUUUGUAUUUUUUAGAGAUUUUUUAGGGUAUAUUUGGGGUAUGAGUUUUGUGAAAGUGACUUUUUGCCUCUCAUGUAAUCUCCAUAUUUGAUUAGUGAAAUUUUCUCCACACCAUCACUCGUUGAUGUAGGCUAUUGUUGAACCAUGUAAAUCUUUGUUGAUUUUGUAAAUGUUUACUUUUCUUUUAGGUA